Molecule: messenger RNA, 982 nt
Organism: Jaculus jaculus (lesser Egyptian jerboa)
Lineage: Eukaryota; Metazoa; Chordata; Mammalia; Rodentia; Dipodidae
Product: dehydrogenase/reductase SDR family member 4-like
Exons: 1
Coding region: 8-847 (279 amino acids)
Biological process (GO): retinal metabolic process
Cellular component (GO): peroxisome
Molecular function (GO): carbonyl reductase (NADPH) activity
Source: RefSeq, a predicted model, not a curated record
CCAAGCCAUGCAGAAGGCGAGACCGCUGCUAGGCCACUGUGCACUCCCGUGGAAGUCGGUGAGGAUGGCCAGCUCCGGGGUAACCCGCCAGAGCCCCCUAGCCAAUAAGGUGGCCCUGGUGACGGCCUCGACCGAAGGGAUUGGCUUUGCCAUAGCCCGACGUCUGGCUGAGGAUGGGGCCUAUGUGGUCAUUAGCAGCCGGAAGCAGCAGAACGUGGACCGUGCUGUGGCCACUCUGAAGGGGGAGGGGCUGAGUGUGACAGGCACUGUGUGUCAUGUGGGCAAAGCCGAGGACCGGGAACGGCUGGUGACCAUGGCUGUGAACCUUCAUGGAGGUAUUGACUUCCUGGUCUCCAAUGCUGCUGUCAACCCUUUCUUUGGAAACUUAAUGGAUGUCAUCGAGGAGGUAUGGGACAAGGUUCUGAACAUUAAUGUGAAAGCCACAGCCAUGCUGACAAAGGCAGUGGUGUCCGAGAUGGAGAAACGAGGAGGCGGCUCAGUGGUGAUUGUGGCCUCCAUAGGAGCCUUCACUCCACUUCCAGGUCUGGGCCCUUACAAUGUCAGUAAAACAGCUUUAUUGGGCCUUACCAAGAACUUGGCCUUAGAACUGGCCUCAAAAAACAUUAGAGUAAACUGUUUGGCGCCUGGACUCAUCCGGACUCGUUUCAGCAGUAUGUUGUGGAUGGACAAAGCACGAGAGGACAGCAUCAAAGAAAUGAUGCACAUUAGAAGGAUAGGCAAGCCGGAGGAGUGUGCCGGUAUCGUUUCUUUCAUGUGUUCUGAAGGUGCCAGCUACAUCACUGGAGAGACAGUAGUGGUGGGGGGAGGAACCCCUGCGCGCCUCUGACGACCUGAAGACAGCCCACAGUCCAGACAGUCCAGCUGUCCUCUACUUCUUUUCCUACCUACCUAUCAUGUUUGUUCACCCCCACAAAAUCAGUUCUACCCUGUAAGUUCCAGCCUUCCCUAUGGUCAAGGUGUG